GCGUACCAAACUGGUCUGGAAGAUGCUGGGGCGGCUCCUUCGAAUGCGUUGAUGCAGCAGAUGUUGUCGCAGACGCAGGCUACAGCCACUUUGGUCACCGCCCUGCAGGCGGAACUGGAGGUCAUGAAGCAGGACCGAUCGACAGGCAGUGCAGAGCCAGCCCCUUGUGGCGGAGCGUUGUCCAAAGCAAGGGCCUUAGUGGGCCCCCCUCCGCCGGCCAGACAUCUACCGGGAGGAGUGUCGCCUCCGCCUCGCACCAAGGGAGCAGGAAGCAACGCAAGCGUGGACAACGAGGAGGCCGUCGACGGCGACAUGUCCACAGACCAGUUGCUGAAGAUGGCUUUGGUGAAGGCGCUUGGCGGUGGUGGCAAAGCCAAAAAGCGGUCCAAAGGCCCAGGGUUGCCUCUGAGCCAGUCUGGCUCGGAGUCCGACAACGAGGCGGCCACGGAGGAUCCUUUGCGGAAGUUAUCUGGUGCCAAGGGCUCGCUGUUGCUGGAGAGGCUCAAGGUUGCCAUGGAGCAACAGCCAGCUGCUUACAUAACGGCAAUAGAAGCCCUAGCUGCCGAUACCCUCGGAGAGUCCAGUCCGAGUGUGAUGACGGUCGAAAAAUAUGUGAAAGAGGAGUUGCCCAUGGGGCACGAAAAGUCGUUGGGCUACGCCACGUGGGGCAUCGCUCGCGCUGUGACAAUGUUGCGGGCUGGGCACCGCGAGAAAGCCCAUCUGAUUCUUCUCCUUCUGCUAGCUUCGAUCGAACAGUACCGCUUGGAUCAGAACUGGGGUGCCGCGUGGAAGCUGACUCAGUUAUUGAUGCCGCCUUUCGCCGAAUGGCGCGCCAAGGAUGCGAUGAUGAGUCAGCUGCGAGCCGAUUGUGCCCACACCAGGUUGGCACACCCCACCUGGUGUGCGGCCGUGAUAGCCAAAUUGCGAGACGAAGAAACGCUCACCAAGCGCCGUCAUGGAGGUGCCCCCGGCAGUCACAGCAACAGCCAAGGAGACCGACCGGAGCGCCCACCACGGGGCAGGGGCAGGGGACGCGGUACCCCCAAAAGUGCCGAGAAGUGA
Messenger RNA from Symbiodinium pilosum, 1062 nucleotides. NCBI's taxonomy places the organism in Eukaryota, Dinophyceae, Suessiales, Symbiodiniaceae. The record is from the annotation of a GenBank genome assembly.